Molecule: messenger RNA, 675 nt
Organism: Dissoconium aciculare CBS 342.82
Lineage: Eukaryota; Fungi; Ascomycota; Dothideomycetes; Mycosphaerellales; Dissoconiaceae
Exons: 1
Coding region: 1-675 (224 amino acids)
Source: RefSeq, a predicted model, not a curated record
AUGUCUUUGAUGGAUCUGCCGCCAGAGAUCAGGGUGCUCAUCUAUGAGAACCUGCUCGUGUCCAACGCUCCACUCUAUAUUCGACCCAGGCGCAUCAACUUCGAAGUUGUCCCCGCCAUAGUUCGCGGAGACGCGGACAGGGAAUCAUUGGUCUAUCCGCCUAUUCUGCGCACCAGCAAAAUGAUAUAUGCGGAAGCCCUACCCUUACUAUACUCGGAGAACAUUUUCCAGUUUGACUGUACUUGGCCAAUAACAAGCAUGUAUGGCAAAUUUCUGAGCCAGAUCGGGUCACACACGCUGGACAUUCGCCAAAUCUUCUUCGCUUAUGAUCAGCUCUUGUUCCAAGAUCCUCUCACAAAUCAUACUAUCCGUGACUUCGAGAAAUUCUCUUCCUUAGUCUCUGGGGUCAAAGUGGUAGAAUUCCGGUUUUUUGCAAAAUCAUUCAUCUCUGUCGACUAUGUGCUUGUGUUGAGGUUCCUUCGACCGAUCAAUGCCUUGAUCCACAAGGCAGGAACUGUCGAAAAGAUCAUCAUAAGACGAUGGCCCUUAUACUGCCCCAAGGUCAGCCAGAAGAAUUACAAGCCUUGGGAUCUCCUUAGUUUCAAGGAGCAGCUCGGACAUGAGCUGGAGGCAAGCAUUCUAGGGAUGGGGUGGAUUAUUGCCGACAGCGAUUGA